Ilex paraguariensis (yerba mate) is the source of this 1362-nucleotide messenger RNA. The record is from the annotation of a GenBank genome assembly. Lineage: Eukaryota; Viridiplantae; Streptophyta; Magnoliopsida; Aquifoliales; Aquifoliaceae.
AUGCAGCCUUGUAGCAGAGAAAUGCAAGCCCUGAACUCACUCCUCAACCAGCAAGACCUCCAGAACGGUCAACAGCAAAUCUCCAACACCCACCAGAUUCAUCAAUCUCACUUCGAUCCGACCUCGUCUCACGACGACUUUCUCGACCAAAUGCUCUCUUCUCUCCCUCCCAGUUCUUGGCCCGACCUCCCCUUCGCUUCAAAUCCCAUCGGCUCUCUUGCCGCCGGCCACAAACUCCAAGACCUGUCGGACCAGUUCGACGAUCAGUCUCAGUCUGCUUUGUUGGUUUCCAAGCUCCGUCAACACCAGAUCAGCGGCGGCGGUGCCGUAGCAGGCAAUUCUCCGGCGGCAGCGAAGGCCUUCUUGCUUCAGCAGCAGUUACUACUAUCCAGAGGGCUUUCUGCCGGUGGACUCCGGUCGCCGACCGGAGCCGGAGAUUCCGGGAUUUUACAGAUGCCAUUGAGUCUGGGUACCGGCGAGGGUUUUGACGGGUCUCAGAACAACGUCGUCGAUGGUUCCUCUUUCAAAUCUCCCAAUCUGGGAGGUGAGGGUUCAGUUGAAGCUCUGUACAAUGGGUUUUCCGGAUCUCUUCAUGGAACCGGUCAAGCUUCGAGCCAAGCUCAGCAUUUUCACCACCCUCAGGUACAGAAUUUUGGAGCUCCAGCAACGGCUAUGAACCAGGCACCGCCGGCGAGUGGGUCGGCUGAAGGAGGAGCACCGUCGCAGCCCAGACAGAGGGUAAGGGCUCGCAGAGGUCAGGCCACUGACCCUCACAGCAUCGCCGAACGAUUACGGAGAGAGAGGAUUGCAGAGAGAAUGAAGGCUUUGCAGGAGUUGGUACCCAACGCCAAUAAGACAGACAAGGCUUCAAUGCUGGAUGAGAUCAUCGACUAUGUCAAAUUCCUCCAGCUCCAAGUCAAAGUUCUGAGCAUGAGCAGAUUGGGGGGUGCUGCGGCUGUUGCUCCACUUGUUGCUGAUAUGUCCUCUGAGGGAAGUGGUGACUGUCUACAGGGAAACGGUGGACGGAGCUGCAACGCAGCCCAAACGGCGUCGUCAUCAAACGACACAAUGACGGUAACGGAGCACCAGGUAGCAAAACUCAUGGAAGAAGACAUGGGCUCCGCCAUGCAAUACCUCCAAGGCAAGGGUCUCUGCCUCAUGCCCAUCUCUCUCGCCACAGCCAUCUCCACCGCCACGUGUCAUUCCAGGAACACCAUCGCCACCAACCCACUUCUCGGAUCCAACGGCGAGGGUGGCCCUUCUUCUCCGAGCAUGUCGGUGUUGACCGUCCAGUCAGCCACCAUGGGUAACGGCAGUGGUGACGCUUCCGUUAAGGACGCCACGUCUGUUUCAAAGCCGUGA